Messenger RNA from Condylostylus longicornis, 2967 nucleotides. RefSeq lists its product as uncharacterized. The record is from RefSeq and is a predicted model, not a curated record. Gene Ontology annotation, cellular component: cytoplasm. The transcript is spliced from 8 exons. Gene Ontology annotation, biological process: protein transport. Lineage: Eukaryota; Metazoa; Arthropoda; Insecta; Diptera; Dolichopodidae. The coding region runs from base 177 to 2768 and encodes 863 amino acids.
AAAUAUUCAGUAUAAUAAAAAGGAAAAAUAAAUUUAUAAUAAAAAAAAAAAGAAAAAUAAUCGUCGUCUAGUUAGAAAAAAAAAUUAAAUUAUUAAAAAUAGAGAUAUUAACAUUUAAAUAUUUAAAGAUAACAUUACACAUACAUACACACACACACAUAUAUAUAUAAAUAUAUAUGCCAACUGAGUGCCUUAUAUCCUUUGAAAGAAAUCCUCAGGGUGUUUAUUAUGCGGGAGAGGAAUUAUCCGGUUCUGUGGAUCUAUCAAUUGAUAGAAACAAAAGAAUUAAAGCUAUACAUAUAACGGUUAAUGGUUUUGCUAAAACAAGAUGGUUAAGAAAAGGAUAUCCACAUAAUAGUGAAAGAGGAGUGUUUCGAGGAUAUCGAUCAUAUUUAUCAUCACGGUCCUAUGUACUUGGUAAUUCAUCAGAAAAUUCUUCAACAAUAGAAUUAUUAGCUGGAGAAUAUUCAUAUUCGUUUCAUGUUGCAUUACCUAGUAAUAUACCAACAUCGUUUGAUGGGAAAUAUGGUUAUAUUUUGUAUGAAAUCGUUGCUGCCAUUGACCGUCCUGGACGUUGCACAAAAAAUUUUCGUUUACCAUUUACUGUUAUACAUCCAACAGAUUUAAAUAUUGACCCAAUCUAUAGAGUACCACUAGAUGUAUUCGAUCAACAACAAUUUUGGAGUUUUUGUUGUCCAACUGGACCAUUAUGUGUUAAAUUUAAUACAAUUUAUAAUGGAUAUGUACCUGGACAAAAAAUAUUAUUUGUUCUAUUUAUUGAAAACGAAUCAUCAAUUGAUUUUUUAGAUACAAUUGUUGAAUUAAAUCAAGAAGUUAUAUAUGAAAGUCGUGAACCGUUACACGAUUAUCGUAUUGAUAAAAGUCAAAUAAUAUCAAGAAAUUUUGGCACAAUAUUACGAUGGAGUCGUAAAGUAUUUCAAGGGAAUUUACAUUUACCAUCAAUACCUCCAACUAGUCUGAUACCAGAUUGUCCAAUUAGUAUACAAUAUUCAAUUAAAAUAAUUAUAAAACCACGUCAUUUUCAUCAAAAUUUUAAAAUGAAAGUUCCAAUAACAGUUGGAACAGUACCAAUUUUAGAUAGUUCACCAAAUCUUAGACGUAAUAAUACAUCUCAUAUACUUUCUGAACAGGAUACAAUAAAUAAUCUUCAAUCAAAUAUAUCAGAAUCGCCAAAUAAUAAUGCAUUAAUAUCAUCUUCAGAAAAUGAAAGUCCACCCGAAUAUGUACCAAUGAUACCGCCAUCUUAUCAGGAAGCAAUAGCCUUAAGUCAAAAAUUUAUUGAUGAUGCUGAAGAUCCAUUGGAAAUAAAUCAAAAAAAUAAUCCAGAUUUUGUACCAAUGUAUCCAGUUUAUCAAUCUAAUGAAGAAGAGGAUUCAUCUGAAGAAUGGGGGUUUUUAAAAGAAGAAACAAAAAAUUUUCGAUUUUAUUUUAUUGAAAUAUUUAAGAAAUUAAAAAUAUAUAUUAAAAAAAUGCCAAGUAGCUGUCAAAUUAGAUUUGAUCAUCCAAAUGAUGUUUAUUAUAGUGGAGAACAUUUAAAUGGAUUUAUUACUUUAACAACAGAAUCUAACAAGACUGUAAGAGGUGUUCAUAUAACAAUUAACGGAUAUGCAAAAGUAAAAUGGGAGGAACGUAGAACUCGUACAGUUAAUGGAAAAUCACAAAGUUAUACUGUUUAUUAUACAGCUUUUGAUCAAUAUUUAUAUUCACGUACCUAUGUCGCUGGUAGAGAAGGUGGAAAUUCUUUUGAAUUAGCCCCAGGAACUUAUAAUCAUACAUUCUUUUGUGCAUUACCACCAUCUUUACCAACUUCUGUUUCUGGGAAAUAUGGUGAAAUAAAAUAUGAAGUUGUUGUUACAAUUGAUCGUCCGUUUCGAUUUGAUAAUGUUUUUAAACGUGGUUUUACAGUUAUACAAAAUUUAAAUUUAAAUAUGGAUCCAACAUAUAAGCAACCAAAACUUGUUACUGACACGAAAGAUUAUUGCUGUACAUUUUGCUGUUUCGGUGGUCCAGGAACUGUUAAUACAACUUUUACAAUUCCAUUUGGUGGUUAUUGUCCAGGACAGAAAAUAAAGUUUUCGUUGUUAGUAAAAAACGAAUCUUCCAAUGAUUUACAAGAUUGUAAAGUAAAAUUGGAAAAACGUAUUACAUUUACAGCAACAAGUCCAUCUCAUAAAACAAGAGACACUAAAUUUAAAUUAGAUUCAAAACAGUACCCUCAAGUUAUGCGUAAUUCAACAAAACAAUAUGAAGGUGAAUUAUUAAUACCUUCAGUACCACCAUCUAGUACAUUAACUGCUUCAUGUGUUCGUAUUGAUUAUAUGGUGUCUGCAAAAAUAGAAACUGGUUGCUGCCAUAGUAAUAUUCAUUUAAAUAUACCAAUUGUAAUUGGUACUAUUCCAUUAAUUGAAAGUGCUACAAAUCCAAAUAGUGUUAUUGUUGAACAACCAACAGCUCCUCCGCCAAUUGAUGGUUCUGGAGAUGCUCCCCCACCAGGUUAUAAAAUUGUUGCACCACCAUCAUAUGAAGAUGCUAUGACUGCAAAUGAAAAUUUCGUUGACGAUGAUAAAGAUGCACGUCACCAAGAAGACCCAUAUUGUCCAAAAUAUCCUAUGUAUCAUAAUUUUGCACAACCACCUGGUUCAACAUCUUUUGCAAAUGGUCAUUCUAGUAGAACUGAUCCGGAAGAUAUUAAUCGUAGCCUACAAGCAAAAACUUAUGGAUGGAGUUUAAAUUCUUCAGAUAAUUAAGAUCUAACACCUAAACCAUAUAUUAUAAUAUAUUUUUGUAUCUCUUAUACUAAAGCUAAAAUGCCUUACGCAUUGUUAAAAAUAUUUUAAAAUAUUUAUUUAAAAUAGAAUUUGAUGUUUUAAUACUUCUAAACCAAUAUGAAAUUGAAUGAAAUUAAAAUAACAGUUUAAUAGUUCAGUAAUAUUUAAGUUUACUGAA